Pelobates cultripes (western spadefoot toad) is the source of this 8284-nucleotide messenger RNA. Lineage: Eukaryota; Metazoa; Chordata; Amphibia; Anura; Pelobatidae. The record is from the annotation of a GenBank genome assembly.
CAGAAACCUAUUUGAGUUUUAUUUCCAAUGUCAUAGAUUGACUUUGUCUUCAUUCCAGGAUAAACUCAGUGAAUUCUCAAUAUGUUCUAGCUUUGAUGGCUUUAAAAUUAAAGUGCUAAAAGCAAUAUUUCGUCACAAGGGUUAGACUGUGUAAUCCACUCAUUUUUGGAAGCGGAACAUAUCUUCAAGUCCUACCAAGUAAGUGAGCUUUGUUUGAGUAAUAUUUACAACUGAUAAGGUUAUAAACAAUGCUAUAUUUGUAUACAUAUUGUAUAUUUUUUUGUAUUUGCAUGAAUAACGUUAUUUAUAUGCCUGUUCUCUUAAAUACAUGGUAAAUACCAUGAGAUGGGAACUAGAACUGACUAUUUGGGUUUUAGUAGCUAAAAUAGGAAUGCAGAUAAAUGUCAAGAGAAUUGCAACUUUUCAAAGACAACAUAUAUUGAGAAAAUUAAUCUCACAUAUUUUUAUAGUUUAAAUAUUUUUAUACAUUUACAUUUCACUUGUCUGCUCUACACAAUUUCUAGUUUAUUGAAUACUUACUGAUUGAUGCAGAAAAAAAUAAUAUAAAACAUAACUCGUUUAAUAAAAACAUUUCUAUUUCUUCAGUUUAAAGCAUUUUUGUUAACUAAAUAAGUCAUGUUUGUAAAUGUUUUACUUUGGUUUUACUGUAUGGAGCAAAUGUAGCAUCACAAUAAUUUACAAUAAGCUCAAAGUCAAUACUUAAAAUAGACAAACAUACAAUAGUAUUUCUACACUACUGCAAGCGUACUAUCACAUAUUAGUGUACUUUCAUGAGAGGCUGCAUGGACUCCAACACACAGUAACUUUCUAUGAGACAACCAUCAUGUGCGUGCAUCAGUUCCAUGACCAAACUCAUAUAAAAAAAAAAAAAGGAAAUAAAGUCACGUGUAAGAUGUUAAAUGUCAGGUAAAUGCUUCUGUAUUUUUUAUAAUUUUUGUAGUUUUUUAUUUUUACACUUCCAUAACAUUCAUAGCUUUAAUAGCAUUCAUUUUAAAUUGUAUUUAAUUGUUUAUAUAAACAGUGACAAACAAAACACAAUUGAAUAGUAAAAUAUAUAAUAUAAAUUAUAUUGAGAUUAGUGCACUGAAAAUGUUUGAGGUGUGUAAUCCCAAUAUCCAUAAACAGAUAUAGUACCUUUACUUUUGAUAGUUCCGUCCUCACUGUUAACAUUACAUCUCUUAAUAUCUCUAUUUAGCAUAAACAACAAUAUUUUAUUCAAAUAUGUGCUUGAACCAUUUUCGUUGCUGUACAGCAAAGAAAGAGCGAUAACUAUGCAAUGAUGAAACUAAAUUUACUUCUUUAAUACAUGGGGUUUGCUUUGAGGUUACACUACAUAGCACAGUACAAGUGUACCUAUUAAUGUGCUUGUACGGUGCUUUCUGGGGGCAUUUCCCUGGUUUCCUCCAAAUUAGAAAAACCAGGGAACAAACCUAAAACAGUUUGAAUAGACCACAAAACUUGGACAGUCCGAAUGAAUAAAGGACCACUGGGAGGUUUGUCAUAUUAUUUGUUAUAUUAUUGUCCAUAGGUAAAACAUCAGUACAGUUGGGGUCCAUUACAAUACAGAUACACACACAUACAGAUACUCAUACACAGAUACAUACUGACACACAUUUACAUACACAGACGCCAUGCCAUAAACAUAGAAAGACUGCACAGAUACCAUGCUUGGCUUCAGCAAAUAAUCUCUUAGAUAAGCUCUGCCGGGCUUUCUCACACCAGGAGGGAGUGAUUUGACUAUCUCCCAGUGUUGUGCCGCUAUGGAGGAAUGUGGCCUGCAAUACAGCUUUGUCUCAGAUCCAGUGUCCACCAAUGCUAGGGGGGACAUAUAUAUCUUCAAAAACAGACUUCAUAGCAUAUAUGCCACAGAUCACAGCUGGGCCCUGUAUCAGCAUACUGUCUGUCAACCCAUGAUGAUGGCCUAAAAACAAUAAUUACAGAAGGGUGAUGUUUAAAAAUUUAUGGUUGAUGUUUGAAAAUUUGUUUUUGAAGACUUUCGUUCAUUUAAUAUAGGCCAUUAUAUUCUUAUUUUCCUUAAAGGAACAAUAGAGAGUCGGGAACACAAACAUGUAUUUCUGACCUUAUAGUGUUAAAAAGCUAGUAAGCCUCACCUUAAAUGAGAAAACAAACUGCCAGGAGAGCGAGAAAUAAUACCUGUAUCGCUGGUGGAGUGGCAAAUAUCAACCAAUUAGGCUAGGUAUUUCUAAAAAUAAAACCUAACUUUUAAUAUUGUGAUUAAGAGGUGAAAUAAGUCAGGACAGGUUGGGUUAAAUCUAACAUACACACCAAAUAGUUUUUUUUUUCAUCAGAAGGCACAUGAAAAUGGGUUGUUUUUAUUGGUAUCAGGGGAACAUAAGACUGUUUAAGGUAAGCAACUUCCUGCACAAUAACCUCAGUUUCCUGACAUAUAACUGUCUGAUCUACAGGAAGGAAUAGAACUUUUCAUAACCUAGCAAAGCUUCCAUGUGACUUACUGUAUUUACAGGAUAUAAAAUAACUGAUAUAGUUACUGCUUGGUUAUCUCCAUUGCACUCUCAGACAUCCAUGUCUCACUCGUGUUUCACAAAAUCAAUAAACAAAAAAUACUUGAAAUCUUUUACUGUUUAGUGCUGAAAUUCUUUGGGAUUCUGUCACUGUAAUAACAUAAUGUGAGAUAUAAAAUAUAUAAUUGACCGACCAGAAAAAAAAAGAAAGAUGAGACGUUUCUAAAAAGAAAAAUAAACAUGGCUCUUGUGUUUUACUUGCCAGUUGUGGAAUCAGAUAAGUCAGUUGUUGUUUUUUUACAAAGCAGUGAGUCACUGUGCAUGUUGGUGCAACAUACACAAGAUCGCUGGUGUUUGGAUCAGGCAGUAAACUGACGGUGGAAGCAGGUGAGCCAAACAUUAUAAAUAUUUCUGUACUGACUCUAGGGCCAUGGAGCUAGAAUGCAUGAGACUGUGAAUAGGAAAAUAUGUUCAACACUGGAAUAUAUUUAUACAGAGGAUAUCACAGCUACUAUAUAAAAAAGAAUUUGGAAUCUACUGUACCGGUUUGUCUUUGUCUGUCAAAUAACAGACGUUUCAUUAACACUGUUCGCUGUAUUUUUCACUAUUUGUUUGUAAUCUAAAUAAGUCAUACAAUUAAUAUUGAUAAAAUCUCAUAAACCAAAAGUAUAACAAUCUCAGUUUCUGAAAAGUUAGUUUUUUCGCAGGAAUAACUUUAUUGCAGAAUAUUUUCAACUUGUAAACACACAGUAUUACAAAUUUUACCACACUAAAAACAGAUAACUAAGAUAACUAAACUAAAAACAGAUGACAAAGAUAACUAAACUAAAACCAGUUUCCGAGUUCUACAAAGCUCAUUUAUCUUAGGGAUCAUUUCAGUUGAGACUGUAAGUUCAAGUGUCAAUAUUAGCAACAAUUUAUUCACUAAAUAUUCAAUGUUAGAGAACUGAAAUCAGAAAAUGUAGGCUAAAAUAACUGAUUUGAAUUUUUUUUAAUAAAUCAGCUACAGUCAGUUUGGGUUUUUUUGCCUGAACUUUGCCAUUCAGAUUUUGAACUAACCCCAUUGAAGUGUACAGCAUAUUACAUUAAGGUGUGCACCCAGAGAAAGUUUCGUUAUAACCUUUACUUAAAAAUGUAGUAAUGAAAAAAAAAAAAAAAAAAAUUUAUUGCCUAGUGACUGCCAAGUUUUAUAAAGACAGUUGUGUUUUAUUUGUUCAUUUCCCUCCCCUCCCCCCACAAAAAAAAACAGUCACAUAAAAGUUCCCACAGUAAACUAAACAUAACAAUGAGAAGAAAAUGGCCGUCGGUAGGGUGUGCAUGGGCACACAUGAAACCCUUUACUUAUACCUCAUGAUAUUUGACAUUGCAAUUCUGUAUAUUGUUGGUUGUAUUUGAACAACAAUAAUGUGCUUUGAUAAAAUUGAUGGACACUGGGGACAACAGCAGACAGUCGCAUAACAGUCUUGGGAUUACAGAAAGUACAGAGACUUGAUCACUACCCCCAACCAUGGCUCAAAAGCUGCGCGUGUUGCGUGAUGUUAUUUUCAUUUCAUGUUUUGUUUUGAUCACUGACACAAGAGUAUGUAGAACGCAAAUUAUUCUCCAGUAAUUUGUGAGUUGUAAUGAUUAAUUAUACCUGCUACCAACUAUGAAGAUGAAUGUAAAUGAUUAUUUAUACCUUAACUGUUAAAUAGUAAGGAAGAAAAUGGAGCAUGUGCUUGCUCUAAGCUCUAAUUUCAACUAUGAUCAUAAAUACAGUUAUACAGCUAUCACCCUUUUCUGCCUGCACUAGGUGACAAUCAGCCUUCUCCACCCGCUGUGUUUGUGCUGAAACCUCAGACUGUUGGCUCCAUCACUGCCUGUCUGGCAAAAGACUUUUAUCCCAAGGAUGUGGAAAUCUACAUGAAUUCCAGCCAGAAAAGUGUUGGACCAGUGAAGACCAAUGCAGUCCUCUCUCCAGAGGGAAGAUACAGCUCAGUUUAUGUUGAAGGGUUGGGAGCAGAGGAUGUACAGUGCCAUGCAAAGCAUCAAGGCAGAUGGGUGACAGAACAGGAUGGUGUUUUGAACCAAAAAGGUACCUCAAUUGCAGCUGCUAGUUCACAUAAAAUCAUAAACUGAGGAGGAUGAUAAAAUAGUUUUGCAAAGAUAAGAUGAAAUUUGAAAUUGACAAUGUACGAAUUACUCUACAGUUGCAUUAAAAAUAUAAUAGGCAGCCUACGCCAUCUCUAUAAUAAAGGUAUUAUGACGAAUGUAAACGUCCUUCCAUUUGUGGAAUAUGAACAAUGGCGUAGUAAUCUGAUUUCUUGUUACUUAUAUGUUAAUGGCCCAAUAUAAUAAGUCCAUUAUUUCAUGUAAAAAAAUAUAUAUAUGUAUAUAUGUAAUAGACAGAUCUAUAUAUGCUUUAAUGUAUAAUCAAUGAGGUUUCUACUUUUGCUUAUAUUAAAAAAAUGUGACUUUCACAAAUUUCUUCAUAUAUUUUAAGUCUAGUGUUUUAACACGCAAAAAAGAUGUUCAACUGCAACUCCCCCAUUACUCUUCCAGAUGAUAUGUGUUUAUGAUAUGUGUUGCUGGAGUCCAACGGUAGCUGGGGAAAAGUUCAGUAACUUUAUGUUAAGUGAUAAAUUCCAAUUUUGUUAUUAUACAGUGAUAAAAAAUAUAGAAUUAUUGCUAAUUAAAAUGGCAAUCUAAGCCACACAACUACAGUUUGCAGCAUACCAACAGUUUGUGCCAAAAAUUUUAGGGUGGUUUGAAAAUAAACUGGGGGUAGCAUUUUGGUGCAGUUUUCAAAAAUGGGGGCUUUCUUGUAGUCUAGAGCCAAGUCUCUUGACUGCUGCUUGGCUAUCCCAUUUCUGUGACCAGGCUAAACUGAGAGGUCUAACCUAUAGCUAUCAAAAUUUUAAAGGGCUCACUUGUGCUUUAUGGGAGAAGUAGAGGAGCCAUGCUGUAGUCACUGGAAGAGCCCCAGUUUUUAUCACCAUUAGUACAGUGAGAUUUAGUGGUUUUUAGAAUAAAAACAUAAUUCAUAAAUUUAUUUAGAUUUAUUUAAUUAUUGGCAGCAUCUGUUUAAACAUGAAAUAGCCUUUUUUUCAAUAUUCAGUACCUUAUUUCCUCCAGUUUCCUGACUGCAAUGUAUUCACCCUUUGCUGCUGCUAUUUUAUAGGUUAACUGUAUGGCAUUGUUUUAUUGCUUUUGGUUGUGUGGGGAUUAUUUUUGUUUAUUUGUAAUUUUUUUAUUGUUUUUGUAUUUGCCAGAAGAAGUACAUUUUGACAAAAAUGUGGCUGCAGGUGGUACAGAACAGAAGCAAUGUGUCCAACAAACUGUUGAACUUCCUGGUUAGUGAAGCAAAUUCAAUUUUUUUUCCAGAAAUGUAAAUGAUAAAGAGUCUGUUAAGUGCAGAAGUAUCUAAAAAAAAAAAAUGUGUGAACAUAAUGCAUGUCACAAAAAGCAUGAAGAAUUUAAAUCUCUCUCUCUCUCUCUCUCUCUCUCUCUCUCUCUCUCUCUCUCUCUCUAUAUAUAUAUAUAUAUAUAUAUAUAUAUAUAUAUAUAUAUCACAGACACAGAUUUGUUAAAGAUAGUUACUAUGGUGCGAUGUAGUGGUUAUUAUGCUUGGGGUGUUCCCAGUGUUCCUUGGAGUCACUAUAAAAUAGCAAUAUUUAAUUGAGCUGAUUUAAGAGCUGCGGUAUUAAAUCUAUAGGACACAGGAGUGUUUAUUCAAUACACAAAGAGUUGUGACGAACUGAAAAUCAGAUUGUAUAAACUAACUGAAAUAGCCAAGUUAGAAAAGGGAAUUUUUCCAGCUAAACUAUCUAUCUUACAUGAACGUUAAAAUUUAGUUUUCAAUUCCCAUCAGCUCUCUAUCCGGUGUGCAAACAACUCACAACUUUUCUGUCUUCCAGCACUAGGAAGUGAAAGAGUUAACUUGCGGAGUGUGACUGUCCUGGGGAUGAGAGUCCUGUUUGCCAAAACUGUGGCUUUUAAUCUGCUUCUGAGUGCAAAGUUCUUCAUCAUGUAAGGUAAGUGUCUGCCCAUAAUGGUUUUGUUUUAAAUAAGGUGAGGAGUAUAAGAUUCAUUAUUGUACUUUUCCAUAAACUUUCAAUUCCUGGAAUGUCAUGGAUAUAAUGCAGUUAGAGAAUAGUCUGGCUAGACUUUGUGACCUCUUCCUGCAGCAAUUUCAGUAACGAUGAUUUAUUUUCCUCUUCGUGGGUCUCUUUUCCAGGCACGCACAAUGUUGGGUUUUAUUAGUACUUCAUGCACGGGGUGUAUGAAUAACUCACUGAGCUCCACACUAAUAAAACUUACAACAAAGUCCAAUGUUUGUAAAUGCAUUAUGGAGCUCCACAAUAAUAUGGCAACGCUCUGACCCCGCGGCUCUCGCGAGACUUACACUUGAGCUGACAGGGGCGCUGACCGGACCGGAGGAGAGAGAAGGGAGCUGACAGGAGCUGCAGGAAAGGUAAAUUACAGCUCUCUGCCAGUCCGCAACAGGACCGCCGGGCUUGUAAUGAGCCCGGCGGUCCUGGUCUGUAUUAUGGCAAUGUAAGUUGCCAUAAUACAGACAGUGACUCGAGUAUAAGUUGAGUAGGGGUUUUUCAGCACAAAAAAUGUGCUGAAAAACUCGACUUAUUCUCUAUAUACGGUAUUAAAAAAAUUUAGAAAUCCACCUCUAAGGGCUGUCAUCCUAAAGGCCGCUAGAAGGACUUAUUCCUACAGACCAAGUAAAACGGUCUGGGGAUCAAAUGCUUCUGAUAACAGCCAUUGAUUGGAGGAGCAUGCACAUCUCCAGUACAUUGUUUCUCUAUGAGAAGUAAUAGAUUGGAGGAUAUCGCGGGUGAUGUCAGCUUGGAUGGUGACAUCCCUGAGGGCUGAACUGGAGGCUGUGGCAUGUGAGACUCAGCACUAAGGAGGAGGUGAGUAAUAUUUUUAAUCUUACAUUUUUAGCUGCAAAGGAAACCUACAGUCCCAAAUUAACUAAUGUUAUUUUUGAGAAUAUAAAUUCAUUUUAACUACACAGUGGGAUGCGCUUAUUACAUGUAUAUAGUUGCAAACAGAAGGUACUUCACAGUUUACAGCUGAAUCUAAAAACUUGCAGCAGUAACGUUUGACUUCUGAGAGCAAAACUCUUUUUUUAUGAUACAAUGACUUUUUGAUCACCUCUCUUUUAAUUCCAUUAAUCAUAGAAUGUGUACUUGUUUGCAAACUUGUUUUUAGCAGACAUUUCUAGAUUGAAUGCUAAUCUCACUUUUCUUUCUUUGCAGUUUCCUAAACUCAGGGCACUGAACAUCAGCAAUAUUGUCCAUCUAUAUAGAUCAUUUUCACCACGAACCUACAGAAAAGCUUAAUCUGCUACUAUAUAUUAUAUUUAAAGGCUAAAUACUUCCUAAAUAGCACUGGGUUUUCAUGUAAAAAAAUAAUUGGCUGAUAUUUUUGUUUAAAUAUUCAUUUUAUUUGUAUAUCAGAACAAAUUCCAAGUCAAUAUACCAAAAUAGAACCUGUAGCAAAAUCCAAAUUUUUUUUAUAUUCUUUUAGCUUACAAUUACUUUUAUAUGUUAUUAAAAUCUAUCUGCCUUUUCUUUCCAAGCAGUUGAACAAAUAAUGUGCCAACAUAAGUAGGAAAUAAUGUUUUAGCCGAAAGUCAAUAAAACACAUAUUUUCUUUCUUUCUCUGACCUGUCAUAUUGGGAAUAGUCGUUGAUUUAUUUGUUCUUUGCGCAAUUCAUAUUUUAGCUUCAUUUUAAAUCUGAUUUAGUUUGCUUCCAAAAAUAAAGAUUAAUUUGUGAGCCG